Molecule: messenger RNA, 1237 nt
Organism: Drosophila biarmipes
Lineage: Eukaryota; Metazoa; Arthropoda; Insecta; Diptera; Drosophilidae
Gene: lsn
Product: vacuolar-sorting protein SNF8
Exons: 3
Coding region: 80-844 (254 amino acids)
Biological process (GO): protein transport to vacuole involved in ubiquitin-dependent protein catabolic process via the multivesicular body sorting pathway
Cellular component (GO): ESCRT II complex
Source: RefSeq, a predicted model, not a curated record
GCUGUUCACCAUUGUUGUGAUUAAUUUUCAUUAAAGAAACUCCAAUUUAAUUUAUAAGUUUCCACUUAAAGAAAACAAAAUGCGACGACGCGUGGGCCUGGGAGCCAUCCAGCAGCAGAAGCUGGCCGCGGAGAAGUACAAGGACAAGGGCACCGACCUGCAGGAAAACCAGCUCGAGCAGAUGACUAAGCAAAUGGAGGUUUUCCGCGUAAAACUCGAGGAAUUCGCGAUGAAGCACAAGGAGGACAUCCGCAAGAACUCGCAGUUCCGCAAACAGUUUCAGGAAAUGUGCGCCGCCAUCGGCGUGGAUCCCCUGGCCUCCGGCAAGGGCUUCUGGAGCGUGCUGGGCAUGGGCGAUUUCUACUACGAACUGGGCGUCCAGGUGGUGGAGGUUUGCCUGGCCGCCAAUCACAAGACCGGUGGCCUCAUGGAGCUGGACGAGCUGCGACGACGCCUCAUCGCCGCCAGGGGUCAGAGCUCAGUGCACCAGGAGAUCACCAAGGAGGACAUCCUCAUGGCCGCCAAGAAACUGACCAUUUUUGGAAAUGGUUUUGUGGUGCACAAGCUGGGAAAGGGCAAGUACAUAGUUCAGUCUAUUCCCGGAGAGCUGAGCAUGGAGGAGACCAACAUCCUGAACGCAGCAUCCAAUACGGAACAAGGAUGUGUUACGCAAAGUCAGCUGAUGAACGAUUUGGGUUGGACCGAAUAUCGCACCCAGCAGUCCCUGGACAAGGUGCUCGGCGAGGGCCUCUGCUGGAUUGACAAGCAGGCGGAGGAUGAGCCCGCCUACUGGUUUCCCAGCUUGUUUCCCGGUCGCAAUGCACAGACCACAGCCGCCACGUAGUGAUCUCAUAAAACUAAUUUAAUAUGUACAAUAGUAAGCAUAAAAUAUAUCUUUGUACAACUGUAAAAUAAGCGACCAGGUCUACUGAGGCUGCCUGGAGCCGUCUCCAGCGGCGCCGCUCUUCAGCAAUUGGUUGUCCGCCAGCAGCUCGGAGUUCUCCUUGCGCAGGUUGUAAAUGACCGCUUCGAAGCGCUGCGUGAUGUCGUCCAUCGCCGCGCGGUAGCUGGACUUCAUCUGCUUGUGGGUCACCAGGAAGUGUUCCAUUUCAGCCUCGUAUUGCCUUUUCCUACAAGAGUUUAACAUUUUUAUGAGAUGUAUUUGUAAUUGUCCUAAACCACUACAUAUGAUUUAAUAUAGUUUGUAUUAAAUGCUUCUAUAAAUAUGCUAUAAAUA